AUGAGGUUCAACAUCGUAUCCACCCUCGUGGUGGCUUUGGCCGCUGAGUCCGCCGUCGCCAGCACCUGGUUUGGCAAGGCAGCCUACAACAAGUGGCAUGAGACUGAGCUCGAGCGCUGGCUCUCCGACCACGAUGUCCCCUAUCCCACGCCUGCCGAUCGCAAGGAUCUGGAGAACCUUGUCAAGGACAACUGGAACGCCAAGGUCGCUCAGCCCUACAACAGCUGGGACACCCAGCAGCUCCAGUCCUAUCUGGGCUCCAAGGGUCAGGACGUCAAGAAGGGUGCCGAGCAGAACAAGGACAGCCUGGUGGCGUCUGUGAAGGCCUAUUGGUACGAGACCGAGGACCAGGCGUCGAACGCCUACAACAGUGUCAAGGACUGGAUCUUUGACUCCUGGACCGACUCUCAGCUCAAGGCCUUCCUGGAUCGUCAUGGCAUCCCGAGCCCCCAACCCCGCACUCGUGACACGCUCCUCAAGGCCGCACGUGAGAACUACCAGAGCGCUGCCACCAAGGUUGGUGAGACGGCGGCUUACCCCGGCGACUGGCUCUAUGAGUCGUGGUCUGAGUCGGACCUCAAGGCGUGGCUUGAUGAGCGCGGCUACCCCGCUCCUCAGUCCAGCACCCGUGACAAGCUCAUCGCCUCGGUUCGUCGCAACUCGCGACUUGCUUCUGAAUCCAUGAGGUCCGCUCAGUCCUCCGCGUCUGCUUCUGCUGCUUCUGUCCAGGCCUCUCUCACCGACAGCCUUCUCGACGCCUGGUCUGACAGCCAGGUGAAGGAGUGGCUCGACAAGAACGGCGUCAAGGUCCCGCAGGGAUCCAAGCGUAAUGAGCUCAUUGCUCUCGCCCGCAAGCACCGCGCAAAGUUGACUGGCGACAAUGUCGAGCACUCCGUCACUAGCGCUUACGGCGCGGCUACUUCCAAGGCCGGUAACCAAUACGCUCAGGCCACCGAUGAUGCCUCUUUGAAGGCAAACCAGGCCUACGGUGCUGCGGGCUCCUACAUCGAUUGGAUCAAGCAGAAGCUCGGCCUUGCUGCUUCAGACGCCUCUGCCAGCGCCUCCAGCGCUGCCUCGGCCGCGUCGUCUGGUGCCAGCAGCGUCGGUUCUCAAGCCUCGAAGGAUGCGAAGGGCUCUGCCGCUGCGGCUACUGAUGCCGUCAAUGAGAGCGCUUCGGCUGCCAAGCACAGGGCUUCUGAGGCGGCACAGCAGGCCACGGACAAGGUCAAGGAGGAGUUGUAA
Molecule: messenger RNA, 1242 nt
Organism: Diplodia corticola
Lineage: Eukaryota; Fungi; Ascomycota; Dothideomycetes; Botryosphaeriales; Botryosphaeriaceae
Product: msc1 protein
Exons: 3
Coding region: 1-1242 (413 amino acids)
Source: RefSeq, a predicted model, not a curated record